CACUGCAUUUGGAAGAAUUUGUAAAACGCGUAAAUGUUGCAAAAUAUAGCAAGAAUUAAUAAAUGUAUAAUAAAAAAACAUAACCGUAGAUCGUAUUUGCAACCACGAAAAAUGUUUUAAGAGUGUAAGAGUUGUUAAUUAGUGUGCUAUCAUUAGUUGAAUUUGUUUGUAAACACGGCGCCAAGCUUGAAAGCAUCACGUCUAAAAGAUGUUGCCGGCCAAGGAAAAUGUCGAUCUAGAAUGUUUCGUGGUAACGAAACACUCAUGGAAAGGCAAAUACAAACGCAUACUUUCAAUUGGUACUGCUGGUAUCUCCACAUACAAUCCGGACAGAUUUGAUUUAACAAAUCGUUGGCCGUACUCGGAUAUUGUGGCCGCUGCACCCGCACGAACAACAAACAUACCAAAUGAGUUUGUGCUUACAAUAAAAAAAGACAAGAAAUUGGACACGAUCAAACUUUCUUCAGAAUAUCGUAACGACAUACUCAGCUCCAUUUUAAAGUAUUACAAGGAGUUUGCCGAUAAACCUAAGAAUGCUCAGCGCUUCGUUGCGUAUAAAUAUCAUUGGUCUGGAAUCAGCCUGCCAACUGUGUUAGAGGUCACGCCUUGUUCCUUGGACCAAUUGGAUCCGACAACAAAUGAUGUUUUAGCCAGUUACAUGUACAAGGAUAUCGAAGGAAUAAUAGCAGGCAUUUCUGACUAUGAGGGCGGAAUUGUGCUCGCCUAUGGUGGAUUUAGCCGCCUUCAUCUCUUCAAAGCGCUGAACCAUCAUGAGAUCGUGCAGAACAUCGCUCAACGCUCUUUACAGUUUCUGGGAAUCGAAACCAAAAUACUCAAGAGUCAAAUUACUUUGGAGCAGUUUGAGCGACAGCGCUUCGGAAAGUUUAGUGGGGAUCAGUUCCAAACAUCGAUGACUGAAUUCACAGUUCAAAAAAUAACACUACGACAUCCAGAUCCUGUUAAACGAAUUCUUUGCUUAACUGAAAUGACGCUGCUCGAGCGCGAUCCACAAACCUAUAGCGUUUGUACGCUUCGCCCUUUAGCCGAUGUUUUUGCACUGGUGCGUGAUAAGGAUACGUUGCAAAAAUUUAGUAUUGAGUAUAAAAACGGGGUUGUGCGGACCUAUAGCACUAACGAUAGGGAUUCACUGCUCGCCACGGUACUGGACGCAGUCCGUUCCAGUGGUAAUCAAGAUGUGCAUAUACGAAUUGGAAAUACGCCACGAGGCAAACGCUAUGUGCCGUUAAAUAGCUCCGUCGAUGAGGAAACCGAAGCCAAUCUGUUACGUCUGGUCAUCAAUAAUUUUCAAAACCCAGCUAAACGCUAUGAAAUACUGGAACGAUUUAAUGCUAAUGUGCCGCAUAGUGGACUUAAUUAUAGUGUUACUCAGGAUAGUCUGUUCGCGGAAAACAAGGAGAAAUUGAUUCUGGCAGCUUUGCAAGCUUUGGCACAAAAAGAAAUGGAUAAUCCUACAGCCCAGUUAAACAACAUUGAAUUGGAAGCCAUCUUUCAUGCUUUGACACGUUUGUUAGCUAGCAAGGUUGGCUAUGCGGCAUUUACAAAUCUACCGGGUUUUCGUGAAAUCAUCGGCACCAAAAUUGUCGCAGCGCUACGACGCAAAGAUUUGGCAGUUACCUAUUCUGCCAUUGAUAUGAUAAACUCGUUAAUGCACUCUGUGAAUACCGAUCAUGACCUCAAGCAAGAGCAGUUAAACAAAUCUUCCAUUCUAUCGUCCAAAUCGUUUUUGGAGACGUUGCUGAACAUGUGGACAACGCAUGUGAGUCACGGCAGCGGGGCGCUUGUACUGUCCGCCAUGCUGGACUUCAUGACGUUUGCAUUAUGUGUGCCUUACAGCGAGACUACCGAUGGCAAGCAAUUUGAUACAUUGCUUGAGCUAGUUGCUGAUCGCGGACGGUAUCUAUAUAAACUCUUUCAGCAUCCAUCGUUGGCCAUUGUAAAGGGAGCUGGCUUGGUGCUGCGAGCCAUCAUAGAAGAGGGCGAGCUGCAUGUGGCUCAACAAAUGCAGGCCCUUGCCUUAGACGAGGCAGCACUCUGUCGUCAUUUGUUAGUUGCACUCUACACACCCUCCAAUGAUCCGACAUUGGUCACACAUCGUCAAUUAUCUCGUCAUUUGAUUGGCCUGUGGCUCACGGAUAGCGAGGAGGCCAUGGAGCUGUUUAAGCGCAUUUUCCCAGCAGGACUGUUAACUUUCCUAGAAUCUGAAGAUACUGUUCCUGUUAGUGAUGUCGAGGAGGACAAGUUAAAUUUUCGGGAUAAUCUCAAAUUUGCAAUUCAACAUUCCUAUAAAAUGCGCAAGAAUGUGAUAGAAAAGCAUUUGCAGGGUAUUAAGCAUUGGGGCAUGAGUUUAAUUGAGCAACAAGACUCUGCAGCACAGGCUCUCAAAAAUCGACCCGUAGUGCUGCGCAAUAGACGCCAAAAGAAAAAGACCACAGAUGCCAUUGUCAAUUUGCCUUUUUUCUUCUACAAUUUCGCCAAAGAUCAUAGUCUACCAAAUUUAAUUUGGAAUCAUAAGACGCGUGAGGAAUUGCGUAUGUGUUUGGAAAAUGAGUUGCGCCAGUUUUUAAAUGAUCGUGACUUGGCUGGCCAGAUGAUCGUGGCGUGGAACUAUCAAGAAUUCGAGGUCUCCUAUCAAUGUUUGGCCGAUGAAAUCAAGAUUGGAGAUUACUACAUACGACUGAUAUUGGAGAAAGAUGACUGGCCACAGAAUCUUGUUAAGGAUCCCAUUGAGCUCUUCAACGCAUUGUAUCGACGCGUACUCUGCCGCCAGAGAGUGAAUGACGAUCAGAUGACAGUAUUUUCUCUGCAAGCGUUGGCUAAAGUAUACAGGAGGUAUCACAAGGAGAUUGGCAAAUUCAGCGACAUGUCUUACAUCCUACAGCUGAGUGAUCGCUGUCUAUCGCCUUCAAUGCGAGAUGCACUUAUCAACUUGAUAUCUUGCUUGGUGCUCGAGAAAUCCAAUUGCCGUGCUCUGAUCGAUCACGUGCAGUGCCUCGUCGACCUAAUUACACUGGCACAUUUACAUAAGGGUCGUGCACAGCUAAAUACCAAAACAAAUGUUAUUGAAGCUGGUCCCAAUAUGCAGGCGUACGAGGAGAAAGAUUGGUAUUAUAAUAUUGAAAAAGAUGGCCAGAAACCAGAACGGCAGGGUCCCAUAACAUACUCUGAACUGAAGGAGCUAUGGCAAAAGGGAUUAAUCACUCCCAAAACUCGUUGCUGGGCCAUCGGCAUGGAUGGCUGGCGUUCUUUGCAGCAAAUACCACAGCUAAAAUGGUGUCUAAUAGCUAAGGGCACCCCGCUGUAUGAUGAAACGGAACUGGCUUCAAAAAUACUUGAUAUAUUGAUCAAGUGCACAAGUUUCUUUCCAAGCCGCACACAAAAUGGUGAUGCAGUACUGAUACCUGGCCCAAAACUAUCACGUAAACUUUCCGAAUUUAUUUGUUUGCCGCAUGUGGUACAAGUGUGCCUGACUCAUGAUCCAGGCUUGUUAGAGCGCGUUGCAACAUUAUUGUGUCAAAUAAUGGAGGACAAUCCUGAAAUGCCGAAAGUCUAUUUAACCGGCGUUUUUUACUUCAUGCUCAUGUACACGGGCAGCAAUAUUUUGCCCAUUACGCGAUUCCUUAAAAUGACGCACAUGAAACAGGGUUUCAGAAGCGAGGAGACCUCACAGUCCGGUAUUAUGCAUCGCAGCAUAUUAGGCCAAUUGCUGCCAGAAGCUAUGGUUUGCUUCCUUGAGAACUAUAGCGCAGAAAAGUUUGCUGAAAUCUUUUUGGGAGAAUUCGAUACGCCCGAAGCUAUCUGGAGCUCCGAAAUGCGUCGUCUGUUAAUCGAGAAAAUUGCAGCACACAUUGCAGAUUUUACACCGCGCUUACGUGGGCAUACUAUGGCUAGAUAUCCUUAUCUUGCCAUUCCUGUCAUCAGCUAUCCGCAGUUAGAGAAUGAACUUUUCUGCCACAUUUAUUAUUUACGCCAUCUGUGUGAUACGCAAAAGUUUCCGAAUUGGCCCAUCUCUGAUCCUGUUCAGCUGUUGAAACAUACGCUAGAUGCCUGGCGCAAAGAAGUGGAGAAGAAACCACCACAAAUGACUAUACAGCAAGCGUAUCAGGAUCUUGGCAUUGAUCUAAGCAAAACUCCUAAACCCGAUGAAUCGCUAAUACGCAAGAGUUACUAUAAGCUAGCUCAAAUGUAUCAUCCGGACAAAAAUCCUAAUGGGCGUGAGGUAUUCGAGAAAGUCAAUCAGGCCUAUGAAUUUCUGUGCUCGCGUUCCGUGUGGAGUAGCGGUGGACCGGACCCUAACAACAUUGUCUUAAUAUUACGCACGCAGAGCAUUCUUUUUGAGCGGUACCCAGAUGUGCUGCGACCCUAUAAAUAUGCAGGCUAUCCGCAACUCAUUAAAACAAUACGUCUGGAGACGCGUGAUGACGAACUCUUUUCGAAGGAGGCACAACUGCUAACUGCCGCCUCUGAAUUGUGCUACCACACAGUACAUUGCUCGGCCUUGAAUGCGGAGGAGUUACGUCGCGAGGAUGGCAUCGAAGCGUUGCUGGAAGCAUAUACGCGUUGCGUAUCUAUUUUAGGUGUCGAUUCAAAGCCAGACUCAGUGCAUUAUCAGGUUAUUUCAAAUGUAACACGUUGUUUUGAAGUGGCAUGCAAUUUUGAGAAAUGCAAACAAAAAAUUAUCACGCUACCUCAACUGCUAUCGGAUGUUUGCAGAGUUGUCUACUUUAAGCAUACGUUGUCUGUGAGUUUGGUCACUGGGCUAGCAGCCAACAACUAUGAUCUACAAUGCAAUCUGACACGUAAUGGAGUACUCUGGUCGCUGCUACUCUUCAUAUUUGAGUACGAUUACACGCUAGACGAGAGCGGUGUAGAGGCCAGUGACAAAUCUAAUCAGCAACAAGCAGCCAACAACUUGGCAAAAAUGGCUGUAUUGGGAUGCAUCGCCUUGGCCGGUUACAACAUGGAGUUGCGUAACAAACCCAUAACUGGCAGUGAAUCGAAUUCACCGUCGGCUGUUGCCAAGCCCCCACCGGCAAUAAAACCAAAGCCAUCGAGUAACUCGCCAACCACGGCUUACACCCAAAAUGCACAUAAUCCGCUUCAGAACGCCAAUAGUAAGCAGCUGGCCAUUACCUCAAGCGGCGAAGCAACUCAGACACACGCUUUAACCAAACAAGACUCCAGUGUGAGCAGUGACACAACGAACUCAUCACCUACAGACAGCGAGCAAGAGGCCAGGCGGAAUGCCAUACAACAAAAAUAUUAUGUAACGGGCGAGGCGAAGAAUACGCUGGUGAAGCAAGUGUUGGACCGCCUGCUCACGCACUACAUAUCCAAUAAGUUGGCCGGAGAGCGCGAUAGCGAUGUACUCAAGCUGCUUACAGCCAACACACGCAAUCCCUAUCUCAUCUGGGACAAUGGAACACGCGCACAGCUGAAGGAUUUCCUUGAACAGCAGCGGACAGCGUCUGUUAAGGAGACUCCUGAAGACAUCGCACAAGUCUAUGAGCUGGUGGCAAACUUUGAGUUCGAUGCGCACAAAGAUGAGCUUCAAGUUGGUGGCAUAUUUAUACGCAUCUACAAUGAUAUGCCAACUUACCCCAUUAUAGAGCCAAAACAGUUUAUUAUGGACUUGUUGGACUAUUUGAAGCACGCUUAUCAGUUUCUGCAGUUUAGGAGGUCUGGAAAAAAGGCACCUGUUGCAUCCGCCAAUGCCCCCAAAAUGGGUAUUGAUGGCAUACUCACGCCCACGCUGGCACCAAAUCAUCCACAACUUAUGCAGCAAAGUGGAAAAAAAGCCGGCAGCACUUUCGAUGAUGUGCUCAAUGCCUACAAUCGUUCCAAAAGCCGGAAGAAGUUGGAAACGGACGCUUACUCAGAGCAUCAAGUGGCCCAGAAACAAUGCAAAUACGACUUUGAAAACGACUCCCAGUUGGAGCUGCAUAUCACGAUGGUGCUCCGUUCUCUGAUUGCAGUUAUUAAAUCGAACACAGAGGUUGAAAUUCAAUGCAUUGGCAACUUUGAUAUGAUCUUUGGUUUCCUUGCAAAUAACAUAUUUGCUGAUAGUUCCACUGUAAAGGCAGUUGCUUUGGAAGUAGUUGCACUGGUUUCACGAAACAAGGAAUGCGUAUCUGAGGUGGCGUCUUGCGAGGUGCUUGGCAACUAUUUGGUCGCUCUAAAGGAUCCUGAAUUACGUGCAAGCCAAGUUAAAGUGUUGGAGACGCUAUCUGGGUUGAUGAACGUGCAGGAGAUGAUCAAAGAAGCACAAUCUAAAGGCGCUGUUAUCUACUUACUGGACAUGUUCUCUAACUCACGAAAUCCACAAAUACGUGAGAUGUGUGCUGAGAUUUUAGCCAAGAUGACGGCAGAUCGAUUAAGUGGUCCCAAAGUGCGAAUUACGAUAUCAAAAUUCUUGCCAACACUAUUCAUUGAUGCCAUGAUAGAAUCGCCGGCAACAUCGGUGCAAUUAUUUGAGUCAAUACACGAGCAUCCGGAGUUGAUUUGGAACGAUAAUACACGGACAACUGUUUGCGAGGCAGUAGCCGAUACAUGUGAACGAUUCUAUCAGUUGCAAAAGGCGAACGAUCGGCAGGUGUGGAAAGAUCCCGAGAUACUCAAGGAUAUUGUGUCCAACGAGAUUGUUGUCGCUGGUGUCUACCUGCGAUUAUUUGUCAGCAAUCCUGCUUGGACAUUACGCAAACCGAAGCAAUUUUUGUCGGAUCUCCUUGAUUUUGUUGUGGAGCAGAUAAGCAAAAGUUCAUCCGAGAAAGAUGUCUUAGAUCUGUCUACAACUGCUUUAGUAGAGCUCUUGCGCUCACAGCCUAAUCUUGCUGAUGAUAUUCCAGUGUUGGGCCACAUACCAAAAUUAUUCAAUCUGCUUUCGGUACAAUCAAAGAAUACGUUAUCAGUAUUACAUCAACUGUCCCUAUCUGAGUUUUGUGUGAGUGCGAUUGCCCAAACGGAAUGCGUCGCUCCGCUCAAGAGGUGCAUGGAACACCAUCGGGACUGCAUUGAAAAGGCCUGUGAAACACUGAGUCGCCUCUUCAAGCACCAGCAUGACUCAUUAAUCAGCCAAUCUCUGGAGGUUGGUCUUAUACCGUUCCUCCUUGGACUUUUGGACAGUCGCCUGGAAUUCGUUGACAAUCCAUCCGCAAUUAAAGCACAAAUAGUUGCUGCUCUCAAGGGCAUGACACAUAAUCUUAACUAUGGUGAUCGCGUCACGCAAAUACUCCUCAAGCAUCCUGUUUGGGCUGAGUUUAAGGAUCAGCGUCAUGACCUCUUUAUCGCAGAUAGUAAUAUACGUGGCUAUUUGACGGGCAUUAAUCCCACGGCGGGUUACCUUACGGCUGGUCCAACGCAAAAUGUUGAAGUGCUUACCUCACCACCGCCCAUGGAUCGAGAUGAUCCUUCGGCACGUCCACCUGUUGACUAGCGACACCGGUAUAUGCCAGACAAAAUCUACAUAUACGUGUAAGCUAUGAGUUGUAUCGUUUUCCUAGCUUCUUUCAUUUGCACGGCCUCAUUUGCCACGGGAAUUUUAAAUAGAUAUACAUACAUAUAUUAAUUUCCUUUACUGUAUUAAACAUUUACCUAUUUAUAUACACUUACUAUACACUAUUAUGCAGACGCAAACGUCGUCAAUGAAUCAUGUAUCAAACUGUAACAAAGUCUACGAAACGUUUAAUUUUUUAUAUUUAUAUAUAAAUUGUAUAAAAAUUAGUAUAUAGUUACCAAAACACCCAUAUUACAUUACCUAAAGCAUGCAUAAAGUGAUUAUACAUAUUACGUAUUAAAGAUGAUUCAUUAUAAAUGAAACCAAUUAAAUGUGUA
This is a messenger RNA of Scaptodrosophila lebanonensis, 7848 nucleotides long. RefSeq names its product dnaJ homolog subfamily C member 13 (gene Rme-8). The record is from RefSeq and is a predicted model, not a curated record. The transcript is spliced from 22 exons. Gene Ontology annotation, cellular component: endosome membrane. NCBI's taxonomy places the organism in Eukaryota, Metazoa, Arthropoda, Insecta, Diptera, Drosophilidae. Bases 209 to 7450 code for a protein of 2413 amino acids. Gene Ontology annotation, biological process: regulation of early endosome to late endosome transport; endosome organization; receptor-mediated endocytosis.